Messenger RNA from Stegastes partitus (bicolor damselfish), 1706 nucleotides. RefSeq names its product transmembrane protein 179Ba (gene tmem179ba). The record is from RefSeq and is a predicted model, not a curated record. NCBI's taxonomy places the organism in Eukaryota, Metazoa, Chordata, Actinopteri, Pomacentridae. Bases 50 to 754 code for a protein of 234 amino acids. The transcript is spliced from 5 exons.
UGCCGCUGACUUGACGCUGCUGUGUGCGCAGACGGAACCGGGCCGCUGGAUGAUGGCGUUAACGGGGCUGCUGCUGCUGGAGCUCGGUCUGUACGCCUCCUGCUUCGUGUGCGGGAUCGUCACGGCCGCAUCCAUCACCAUCGUCCAGGGUAACUUCGGAGGUCAGUGCAUGCUGUACGGACUCGUCAGCUACAACGCGACGGCGAGCGCCAUCGGAGUCCAGUCGUCCAGCUCCUCGUCUCUGUGCUACUUUGUGUCGGCCGUAUCGAUCUUGGUGGCGGUGGUGUGUUUCUCACUGUCUCUGUACUGGGCCUACUCUUUCUGCAUCGAUGGGGACAUCAGAAGGGAGCGCAUGUGGAUGAACCUGAUCGUGGCCGUGUGCGGCGUCUUCCUGUUCUUCCUGCUCAUCUCGGGCUGCAUGCUGAAGAUCGGACGCGACUCGCUCUGCAACUCGGUCAUGCAGACCGUCCCCAACAUCACCAGCUGUGAAGAUGCCCAGACUAGAAAAUGGGUCAGCCCCAUUAAAGGUGGAAGGUUCUACAACAGUCUCCAAAAAGCUGAGACGGCGGCGUGGGUCAACUUCUUCUUCUGGCUCACCAUCGGGGCUCUGGUGAUCGUUCAGAGGCGUCAGGGCUCGGGGGCCAAGCUGAUCGCUGGAGGCUACGGAGGGCCGGCCGGGGGGCUUUUCGCUGAUCCGGGGGUGACGGCCGCAGAGACGGAGCCGUUUUUCAACCGUCCUGCGAGGCCACAGUGAGGAGAGAGAGCAAAAACACAGAGCAGUACAUUAACUAAGAUGACUGGUGGGAGCAGAUGUGGGAAACGGGUGAACACACCGUCUGGUAUUUCAGGUUUUUAGACACUAUGUCAAAGAAAUCACAGUGAGUUUGUGUUUGUGUUUCACAGCUACUACAACCAAUAGAAAGUUUUGUUACCGACGAGGAUGGGAUUCGAACCCACGCGUGCAGAGCACAAUGGAUUAGCAGUCCAUCGCCUUAACCACUCGGCCACCUCGUCUGGCACACGCAGAUCAAUAAAACCAACACCGCUGCAGACGCUGCGCUGUGUGUGUCUGCCGGGGCUCGUCUGAAUCCGCACAAUCCAAAGAUUCAAGCGCUGACUUGUGCGUUCACCGGUUUCCCACGUCUCAUUUACCAAACAUGUCCGUGGAUCGCACAGAAAUGUGAAUUUGUUCAUUCUGAAAGUGCCUGUUUUGUUUUUUUGACACAACCGACCAGUGGGAUCGUGUUUAUUGCAGGCAUUCUUUUUGUAUUUCAACUGUGCUCAGAUGUUCUUUUGAUGUCACUGGCAGAUGUUUCUGAAAUAAAACAGAUUUUUACCCCUUUGACAAAUCAUGUACAUUAUUGCUGUCAAGGCUACACGGGCCUCAGCAGCUCACAGUCACAUGAUUUCAUUUGGUGUUUUGCCUUUAUUUAUGAUUAAUUGUUAUUCAGCUAGUUAAGCCUAAACUGUUUGUCAGAGGAACAGGAGCUCUGAAAAUGUUGAACAAUGUCUCCCUCUGCUGGCUCAUAGCAAACACUUCGACCGCAUCAACAUUCAGAGUGUUUUUAGGGGUUAAAUUUAAAAGGCUUUCAUAGGCAUUGGGAUAAAGCUGCAUGUUGUCUGAUGCUCCAUAUUUCCAGAGUGAUAAACUUCCUCAUUGUUUUCUUGCUAUAUUUCUUCAUUUUAAUAAAGCUGUGGUUCCUUGA